ACACAUUCUUCCUCUGGGCACUGCAACGACUCAAGUGACCAAAAUAAAACUACUAAUGUGAUACCCAUUUUACCACACUUACCUAUUUAUUCAACACUUUGUUGACAAACUCGGAAAUAAAUUUACAGAUUAAACUCUAGCCGUUUGUACUGAAAGUUUUGGACGAGGAAAUAUCUACAUACUCACACCAAGAAUCCAGAUGGACUUUAAUUUGUAUCCUGGGAUGAAUCGAGAACAUCCAAAGGGCCCAGAAACGUUCGAGGAUGAUACGAAUUGUGACCAGCGUCCCGUCAUCACGCAUGACCCCUACACGAAGGUGCCAUGUGAGAUUUGCAACAAAAGCCCUCAUGCGAUCACACGAUGACAUUCUAUACCAACGGGGAGCAACCACGUUGCGACAUUUGCCACCAGGCGUCUUUUUUAACUACAAAUUUACCGAACGAUAUCAAAGCCGUCCACAGCACGGGGGAACGACCCCGUUUCCCAUGUACGUUCUCCGGCUGCAAAAAAUCCUACCUGAGCAAAUACCAAGUUACGGAACACCAUAAAAUUGAGCAUUCGAAGAAUCCGGUCCGAUUCCCGUGCUCCGUUUGCGGGAAACAGUUCAAAAGGAUGUCAGAUCUUAGAAAACACAAUUUCACCCAUACGAACGCGAAGCCUCAUAAGCAUACCCCGGACAAAUAUUUUUUUAUCCUACCCUACUCGUGUUGAGCUCAACAUGAGUAGGGUAGGAUAAAAAAAUAUUUUUCCGCGGUAUGCUCAUAAGUGUGCCACUUGUGGGAGAAGUUUCGCGCAGGUGGGAAGCAUGAAACGCCACGAGAUUAAACACUUUGUGUAGUCAAAGGUUUGGACAAGCAAAUCCAUACUCACACCCAGAAUCCAGAUGGACUAUAAUUGGACUCAUCCUGGGACGAAUCGAGAAGAUCCAAAGGGCCCAUUAACGUUCGAGGCUGAUACGAAUUGUGACCAGCGUCCCGUGAUCACGCAUGACCCCUACACGAAGAUGCCAUGUGAGAUUUGCAACAAAAGCCCGUCUACCUUAUCCGAUCACGUGAAGACCUUCCACACCAACGAGGAGCAACAAAGUUGCGACCAGGCGUCUUUCUCAACUACAAAUUUACAGAACGAUACUAAAGCCGUCCACAGCACGGGAGAACGAUUCCGUUUUCCAUGUACGUUCCUCGGUUGCAAUAAAUCCUACCUGAGCAAAUACCAAGUUACGAGACACAAAAAAAUUCAGCAUUCAGUAAAUCCUGCCCGAUAUCCGUGCACCGUUUGCGGGAAGAAGUUCAAAAGGAUGUCACAUCUUAGAACACACAAUCUAACCCACACGAAAGAGAAGCCUCAUAAGUGUACCACUUGUGGGAGGAGUUUCGCGCAGGUGGGAAGCAUGAAACGCCACGAGUGGACACACUUGGAAAAAUCGAGCCGAGAGAUCUUCAAGUGCAACCUUUGUCCUGAAACUACCUCCCGGAAACAUAGCUUACAUAGCUUAAAAUACCACAUCCGAGUUGCGCAUGGAAAGGGGAAGAAUUAUCCGUGCUCAUAUUGCGAAAAAAAGUGGGCGAGCGUUCAAGGUUUGAAGCGUCACGUGGAAGCGAGACACUCCGAUUACAAAAGGUAUCACCACUGCGACAAAUGCGAGUAUAAAAGCCACGUGAAGUUUUAUUUAGAGCGACAUGUGAGAAUUAAACAUAUUGCGAAUCCUUCUGCGGCAGGAAGUUUGGCGAAUUUAACCGUUUAGUCCGCCACUAUAGGAAAAUGCAUACCAUGGAACGGUAACAUUUAAGUUUUAGUUGGUCACAUGUUGAUAUCUUUUAAUUUAUGAUUAAGAUAUUUUCAAGCGAAUUUUUUCCCCCUGAAAGAUGUAUUUUAUAUUAGUUCAAAAAUUCUGAUUUUUAGAAUUCCUUGGCCAGAACAAUGUUACCCUCUGAAUAAAAAACAAUUUAUUUAGCUCACGACAUAUCAGAUAUAUAUUUGUUAAUUUUCAAUUUUUUCAUUUGAUGACGACCUACUAUCAAAAUAUGUAUGUGCGUAUGUUUUCUAACUCUUAUAUGUCACAGAUAUUUCAAUACAGUUUUACCUAUGAUUACAUGUUUCUAAGUUUUCAUAUAUUUAAACAGUUAUUAAUUUUUACGCUACAUAUUGCUCGAAAAGUGAAUAAAUGUUUUAGAUAUGUUUUCAG
This is a messenger RNA of Folsomia candida, 2185 nucleotides long. Its product is annotated as zinc finger protein 431. Gene Ontology annotation, molecular function: DNA-binding transcription activator activity, RNA polymerase II-specific; RNA polymerase II cis-regulatory region sequence-specific DNA binding. The record is from RefSeq and is a predicted model, not a curated record. NCBI's taxonomy places the organism in Eukaryota, Metazoa, Arthropoda, Collembola, Entomobryomorpha, Isotomidae. The transcript has 5 exons. Gene Ontology annotation, biological process: regulation of transcription by RNA polymerase II. Gene Ontology annotation, cellular component: nucleus. Bases 884 to 1744 code for a protein of 286 amino acids.